Rotaria sp. Silwood2 is the source of this 678-nucleotide messenger RNA. The record is from the annotation of a GenBank genome assembly. NCBI's taxonomy places the organism in Eukaryota, Metazoa, Rotifera, Eurotatoria, Philodinida, Philodinidae.
AUGCACAAUAAUCGUCUUCAAGCAAUAGCUCAACAAUAUGAAAUAAGUGAUACAUUAGUACAACGUUUAAAUAUACUUCAACAGUUUGAAGUUGUUAUACUUUGUGAUGAUUCUAAUUCGAUGAAUACACCUGUCAAUGGAACAGCUGGUACUUGUUGGGAUGAAUUACAUGCUAUUGUAAAAAUUAUUGUCGAUAUCGGUACUGUAUUUGAUUCGAAUGGAGUUGAUGUGCAUUUUCUUAAUCGGCCUUCUAAACUCAAUGUGACCGAUCCUCGACAAAUAGUUGAAUUAUUUGCUCAACGUCCACAAAGAGUAACCCCUCUUACUCCUACUUUACGGCGAAUUUUUCAAACAGGAGCAAGUAAACCUAAUAAUAGCAAACGUUUACUAGUUUUUGUAGCCACGAAUGGGGCACCAACAGACAAUCAUGGUAAUGUUGAUAUACAAAGUUUGGAAAAUUUAAUGCGAAAUGAACAAUAUUUGUCUCAAUGGGAUUGUACAAUGACUAAUGUUGAUGUUGUGGAUGAUUAUAAAUCAGAACGAGAAGAAGUACGUCGAACUCGAGGACUCAAUCAUCCAUUUUCAUUUGGUAAUUAUGUUGUAAAAGCAUUAAUUAGUGCUGUUGAUCGACAAAUGCAUGCUAUUGACGAAUAUGAAGAUAAUAAUAAAUGUUGGUAG